Molecule: messenger RNA, 1290 nt
Organism: Culicoides brevitarsis
Lineage: Eukaryota; Metazoa; Arthropoda; Insecta; Diptera; Ceratopogonidae
Product: DCN1-like protein 1
Exons: 4
Coding region: 119-943 (274 amino acids)
Biological process (GO): protein neddylation
Cellular component (GO): ubiquitin ligase complex
Molecular function (GO): ubiquitin conjugating enzyme binding; ubiquitin-like protein binding; cullin family protein binding
Source: RefSeq, a predicted model, not a curated record
UUUUUACCUAAAAUUCAAAGAAACUUCAAUUAUUUUUAUUAAAAAAAUAAUUUUUUAGAAGAAAUUUCAAGGAAAUUCUCUGGAUUGUUUCAUGUAUUUUUGAGAAAAUCUGUGGAAAAUGAACAAGUUAAAGGUGAAUCAGAAGGAAAAGGUGAAGAAAUUCAUCCAACUCACAAAUACAGGGGAACAGACGGCAAUUUGUUGUCUUUCGAACAACGAUUGGAAGCUCGAGAUUGCCUGCGACAACUAUUUCCAGAAUCCGGACAUAUAUUAUCGCGAACUGGAUAAACGGAAGGUCGAGCAGCUGUAUACGCGGUAUCGUGAUCCGGCGGAUCAUGGCAAAAUUAAUGCAGACGGUGUGAUGAAAUUCUUGCGCGACUUGGAUUUGUCGCCGGAAUCGCGACUUGUGCUCAUAAUUGCAUGGAAAUUUCGGGCGGAGGCGCAAUGCGAGUUCUCGCACGACGAAUUUUUGCGCGGAUUUCAGGAAUUGGGCGUCGAUAGUAUAGAAAAGUUGAAGGAAAAACUACACAUUCUCGACAACGAGUUGAAGGAUCACGCGAAAUUCAAGGAUUUCUAUCAGUUUACCUUCAAUUAUGCCAAAGACCCCGGACAAAAGGGUCUCGAUUUGGAAAUGGCAAUCGCCUAUUGGCGCAUCGUACUCGCUGGCAGAUUCAAAUUUCUCGAGGAUUGGUGUCGAUUUCUCACGGAAAAUCACAAACGUUCAAUCCCAAAAGACACGUGGAACCUCCUGUUGGACUUUGCGUUGCACAUCGACGAUCACAUGACAAAUUACGAUGCGGAAGGCGCCUGGCCCGUACUCAUCGAUGACUUUGUCGAUUGGUGCAAGCAGCAAUACGCGUGGAAUACCCGACCCACAGACCCGAAAGAAGGCCCCGCACAAUUCAGCCAAUCUCAUUAUCCGAACAUUAAUUACUAUGGUUAAGCGACUCUCUUCUCAAUGUAACUUUUUUUUUUGGGUUUUUUACUGUUUGUUUGUCGAUAAAGCCGUAAAUUCAUAUCAUUACCUCACUUUUUUUUCUUUAAUUUCUCUUCAAAAAUUUUUACUGACGUUGCUCUUAAUUUUUUUUCUCUCACACAAUUGUCGUUUAGUAAAUUUCACGCGGAGCAAUGAAUGAACGAAAAAAAACAAAAAGUUUCUUAAAAUAUUCGUAGAAAUUAGAUGUAAAUUAUUAUCGUUUAAUAUAGAUGAAGAAAUGAAAUAAUAAACAAGCAACAGAUUUAAAGAAUAUUUUUAAAUAAAAGUUAUGAUUAAUAAAAAUUAGAAAUUAA